Molecule: messenger RNA, 801 nt
Organism: Sorghum bicolor (sorghum)
Lineage: Eukaryota; Viridiplantae; Streptophyta; Magnoliopsida; Poales; Poaceae
Exons: 3
Coding region: 1-801 (266 amino acids)
Source: RefSeq, a predicted model, not a curated record
AUGGCGUAUCUCCUCCUCUAUGUCGAUGACAUGAUCAUCUCGGCAUCCACUACUGCGCUUCUCCGACACAUCAUCGCGCGGCUUCACGAUGCCUUCGCUGUCAAGGACAUGGGACCCGUGCGGCACUUCCUCGGCAUCAACGUGCAGCGCACUGCAGCAGGCUUCUUCCUCUCGCAAUCGUCGUAUGCUGAGGAUCUCCUCGAGCGUGCUGGCAUGGCUGAUUGCAAGCCGGUCGACACACCAGCCGACGCCAAGCCAAAAGCAUCGACUGCCGACGGCAAGCCGAUCCACGACAUCACCGUCUACCGCAACAUCGCCGGAGCAUUGCAGUACCUGACGAUCACAACGCCCCGACAUCGCGGUACGAUGUCGCUGGGUGUACAACUGCGCACUGCCUCCACGCCGACGAUCACCGCAUACUCCGACACCGACUGGGCUGGCUGCCCGGACACACGCCGCUCCACGUCCGGGUUCUGUGUCUUCUUCUGCGACUCCCUCGUCUCGUGGUCAUCCAAGCGACAAACCACGAUGUCCCGAUCAAGUGCAGAAGCGGAGUACCACGCCAUCGCCAAUGCUGUCUCGGAGUGCUCCUGGCUUCGUCACCUGCUCGGAGAGCUGCACUGCAAAGUUCCUUCGGCGACCAUUGCUUACUGCGACAACAUCUCCUCCGUGUACAUGGCGCGCAACCCCGAUCUGCAACUGAACACGCACGGCGCGCACUCGCUGCGCCCAUGGCUGCGCAGAGCACGCUCCAUCGCUGCAUGCGCGCCCGGCCUCUACGACGUCUGCGCUCCCGCUUAG